Molecule: messenger RNA, 651 nt
Organism: Rotaria sp. Silwood2
Lineage: Eukaryota; Metazoa; Rotifera; Eurotatoria; Philodinida; Philodinidae
Source: the annotation of a GenBank genome assembly
AUGGCUAACAACUGCAGUUCUCGACAAGGACAGCUUUUUGAUGACUAUUCAAAUUCAGAUAUUAACUUAUACUUCGCAUCACAUGAUGACAUCGACGAGUUGUGUAAAGUAAUUAAUUGGGCAUAUAGAGGUAAACCUUCAGUAUCGUUGCCUGGAGAAAAUUACUCGGGUUGGGUUAGUGAACAACAUUUACUGAAAGGCGCACGAAUUACGUCUGAAGAACUUCGACAGUUGAUAGAUGAUGAACAACAUGCUGUUGUUCUUGUUGCAAAACUUAAGACGCCUUCAGAGCGAAAAAUCGUUGGCUGUUGGAAAAUUAGCACAUACGAUAAAAGUUUGCAAAUAACUGACGAAGAAAAACAGGAUGUAGCUGUUGAAUUUGGUUUGAAUGCUGUGGAUCCUGAUUAUCAAAGCCGAGGCAUUGGAACAUUGUUGUAUAAUGGAGCCAUACGUAUUGCAAAAGAAUAUUUCAAUGCACAACGGGUUUAUUCUCGUAUAAUACGGAGUAAACGAAAUCAAAUUGAAUGGUGCUUACGACAAGGUUUUAUAGAUACAGGACGAUUGAUAUCGUUCCCACCCGAAGUGCAACGUCAAGCGAAAGUAGAUCUGGACGAACUUAAAGUUUCUGUUUUAACAAAACGCUUACAAUAA